CCUGUAUAACGCCAAUCAAACAGAAGAUCAACAAAAGCUAUAUCCAAAACAUAAAACAAAAGAAAAUUAAGUUUCAAGCCCAACUCAAAAAGCAGUUUGCUGUGAAAGCAUUCAGCACUCAGUCUUUCCCAGAAAGAAAACCGCACUCUUUAUGGUUUAUACUGGUGAAUGAUUUGUGUUUAAACAUAAAGCAAGAACAAUGGCGAAUCAGGCAGCCGCAUCUUUUAAAGGCAACUUAAAGAAAGCAGUUGCUGGUAUUAGACGUAUCAAUCUGGAAGGUCUACGAUGGAGAGUUUUCGAUGCCAAAGGCCAGGUCCUUGGGAGAUUAGCGUCUCAAAUAGCUACUGUGGUACAAGGCAAGGAUAAGCCCACCUACACUCCUAAUCGUGAUGAUGGGGAUAUGUGCAUUGUGCUUAAUGCAAAGGAUAUACAAGUUACUGGGAGAAAACUUACGGAUAAGUUCUAUCGCUGGCAUACUGGGUAUAUAGGCAACCUCAAGGAAAGGAGUUUAAAGGACCAGUUGGCCAAGGACCCUACAGAGGUUAUUCGCAAAGCUGUCCUACGUAUGCUUCCGAGAAACAAGUUGCGUGAUGAUAGAGAUCGAAAACUUAGAAUAUUUUCUGGAAGUGAGCACCCGUUUGGUGACAAGCCUCUUGAACCAUAUGUCAUGCCACCUCGAACAGUUAGAGAAAUGCGACCUCGUGCAAGACGAGCCAUGAUUCGAGCUGAGAAAAAAGCUGAGGAGCACCAGCAACAGGGUGCCGAUGAUAUGAAAAAAGGCAAAAAGAAAGAAGGUGAAACACCCAAGAAGUUGAAACAGAAGUUGCUGGGACAGUUGUGGCUGCAUGAAGGGCCCAUAUAGUUUUUAUUGGCUUCUCUAAUUGGGAAAACACCAGUGUCUGUAUGUAACCCCACAGAAAUCUGGGCUCCAGUUAUCUCAUUUUUGGAAUGGUACUAGCAUGCCUGGUUUUUGAAAUUUAUUAAGGUCCUGAAAUUUUAAGCAAAAUGAGAACAGGGCUAUUGGGUUUGGUUCUUUGAAUUUAAAGUGGGCAAUCAAUUGAUGGAAUAACCUUGUAGGGAGUAUGUAUUGAAGUAUUCCGUUUCUUCUCUUUUCUUUUCGAAAGCAGUACAUUCAAUUAUUCGAUCGUUGUUUCCUAUAGCUAUAUUAUGACAAGUUUACAAAGAA
Molecule: messenger RNA, 1186 nt
Organism: Pistacia vera
Lineage: Eukaryota; Viridiplantae; Streptophyta; Magnoliopsida; Sapindales; Anacardiaceae
Product: 50S ribosomal protein L13-like
Exons: 6
Coding region: 200-862 (220 amino acids)
Biological process (GO): negative regulation of translation; translation
Cellular component (GO): mitochondrial large ribosomal subunit; ribosome
Molecular function (GO): structural constituent of ribosome; mRNA binding
Source: RefSeq, a predicted model, not a curated record